This is a messenger RNA of Eutrema salsugineum, 2457 nucleotides long. RefSeq names its product nucleolar GTP-binding protein 1. Gene Ontology annotation, molecular function: RNA binding; GTP binding; GTPase activity. The record is from RefSeq and is a predicted model, not a curated record. Lineage: Eukaryota; Viridiplantae; Streptophyta; Magnoliopsida; Brassicales; Brassicaceae. Gene Ontology annotation, cellular component: nucleolus. Gene Ontology annotation, biological process: ribosomal large subunit biogenesis.
GCAUCCUUUUGUGCUCCUUCAUUGAUAAUCUACUAUAUUGUUGUUUUAAUCUGGAUUUGAAAUGUUCUAUCACGGAGAUUUUUGUCUCUUAUAAAGUUCUGGGAGAUUGCGAUCAUAAAGUUUCGGAUUUUUUCCACGAAAAUCUCAGUGCAUAAAUGAUUCUUAUACUUUUUUUUCUUCUUUUAUAUUUCUCUGUUAUGUAAUGGUUCUCAUGUUGAUUUUAAUCCUUAAUUUGUGCAGAUUAGAUAUAAGCAAAAACGAUGGUGAAAUAUAAUUUCAAGAAGAUAACCAUUGUUCCAAAUGGAAAAGAGUUCGUUGAUAUCAUUCUUUCCCGCACUCAACGCCAGACACCAACUGUUAUCCACAAGAGUAACAAGAUUAGCAAUCUCCGUAGCUUCUACAUGAGGAAAGUUAAGUUCACACAAUCAAACUUUGUUGAGAAGCUCUCUACCAUUAUCGACGAGUUUCCUCGCCUAGAUCAGAUUCAUCCCUUUUAUGGCGAUCUUCUUCAUGUGCUCUACGAUAAAGAUCACUACAAGCUCGCUCUUGGUCAGCUCAACACUGCCAAGAAGCUGAUUAUCAAAAUCUCCAAUGAUUAUGUGAAGCUGGUCAAGUAUGGUGAUUCUCUGUACCGAUGCAAGUCCUUGAAAGUUUCUGCUCUUGGGCGUAUGUGUACUGUUAUGAAAAGAAUCGGUCCUAGUUUGGCUUAUCUUGAGCAGGUUAGGCAACAGGCGAGGCUUCCUUCCAUUGAUCCUAACACUCGAACUCUGCUGAUCUGUGGAUGUCCUAACGUGGGAAAAAGUUCUUUUAUAAACAAAGUUACAAGAGCUGAUGUGGAUGUUCAGCCAUAUGCUUUCACCACGAAAUCGCUCUUUGUUGGUCAUACUGAUUACAAGUGUUUGAGGUAUCAGGUUAUUGAUACACCGGGAAUUUUGGAUAGGCCGAUUCAAGACCGUAACAUCAUUGAAAUGUGUAGUAUCACUGCGUUGUCUCAUCUUCGAGCUGCUGUUUUGUUCUUCCUGGAUAUUUCGGGUUCUUGUGGUUACAGCAUUGCUCAGCAGGCUGCUCUUUUCCACAGCUUAAAGCCUUCGUUCGUGAACAAACCGUUGGUAAUUGUCUGCAACAAGACUGAUUUGGUGUCCAUGGAAAGCCUCUCUGAUGAAGAUCUGAAACUGAUUGAAGAGAUGAAAGCUGAGGCUAUGAAGACUGCAAUGGGAGCAAAUGAAGAAGCAGUGUUUUUGAAUAUGAGUACUCUGACAGAAGAAGGUGUGAUGUCAGUGAGAAAUGCUGCGUGUCAGAGGCUAUUAGAUCAAAGGGUAGAGGCAAAGAUGAAAUCGAGAAACAUUAAUGAGCACUUGAACAGGUUCCAUGUGGCGAUGCCUAAGCCUCGUGAUGACAAAGAAAGGCUCCCUUUUAUACCUCAGGUAGCUGAGGAAGCUGGUGAAAAGGAGAAGCGAAAGACCGAGAGGGAUUUGGAAGAUGAGAAUGGUGGAGCUGGGGUUUAUUCGGCUAGUCUAAAGAAGAACUACAUCUUGGCUGAUGAAAAAUGGAAGGAUGACAUAAUACCUGAGAUUUGUGAUGGUCAUAAUGUUGCUGAUUUUGUUGAUCCAGACAUUUUGAAUAGGCUUGAGGAGUUGACAAGAGAAGAAGACAUCAGGCAGGCUGAGGAUGAAGAGGAUGAUUUUGAGAUAGACGGAGAAGAACUAACCGAGGAGGAGAAGAAUCAGUUGGCUGCUAUUCGUAAGGAGAAAUCUUUGCUCAUUCAAAAGCAUAGACUCAAGAAGCGCAAUGCACAAAACAGAGCAACCGUUCCAAGAAAGUUUGACAAGGAUAAGAAGUUCACAAGGGAGAGAUUGGGUAGAGAGUUAUCAUCUCUUGGUAUUGAUCCUUCUUCUGCGAUGAACCGUGCAAGAAGCAAGUCUAGAGGGAGAAAAAGGGAGAGAUUUGAUGAUUGGGGUAAAGAUGCAAUGGAUGUGGAUAUGAAUGAUGAGCAACAGAUGAAGAAGAAGCUUUGUCUGAGAUCGAAAUCAAGAUCUUUGUCAAGAGAGAGAUCAGUGUCACGGCCUCCAUAUGAGGUUUUGCCUGGUGAGGGCUUCAACGACUUUUCCCAGAAGAUAAAGGCAAUUAAGAUUGGUAAUAAAUCUGACAGAAAGAGGGACAAAGCUGCACGUCGUGGAGAAGCUGACAGAGUUAUACCAACUCUUAAACCGAAACACUUGUUUUCAGGGAAAAGAGGCAUAGGUAAAACCCAUAGGCGUUGAAACAAUUCAUCAAGGGAAUACGCAGAUGAUGAAUGGAUUGAAGAUUAUCUAUCAAGUUUUGGACUUUUUAGCUUUAUAUACCGUUUUCGUUUACUAUUAUGUUACUUUUCUCGACAUUUGUGAUUCAAGUUUGAUGACGCGAGACGAAAUGCUUAGCAGAGAGUCGAUCUCGUUGAGACAGCUAUGAGUGAUCAUU